Molecule: messenger RNA, 1180 nt
Organism: Drosophila persimilis
Lineage: Eukaryota; Metazoa; Arthropoda; Insecta; Diptera; Drosophilidae
Exons: 2
Coding region: 76-1140 (354 amino acids)
Source: RefSeq, a predicted model, not a curated record
CAGAUACAGUCAACACACACGCACGGACAUAUACUAAAGUCACCCAAAGUCAGGUGACAAAACGAAGGACCCAGGAUGAACCUGUCUGCCAUAGUCAGGAGUCUGCGUAAAAGUUUAGGGCUGGAGGCGAGUGCCUCGAAGCAGUACCCAGGCAAGGAUGAGCAGAGUUCGACCUAUUCAAGUGGAACCUCUACUUCCACGCCCAGUUCCAUUGCCAGCUCGCCAUUCGCCAGCGACGACGAAUACGAAAACACUUUGGAGGAGGAUAGCGAUCGUCUGCCCAUUUCAGUGCCCCAGCUGAAUCAGAGCCGUCAUCCAUACAAAGAGAUGAUCCAGCAGAUCCUCUAUCAGGUCAGUGAGCUGGAGCACACGUUCUACGAGGAUCAGCAGCAGGAGUUUAAGCUGCGCAUGGCCCUGGAACGACAAUCGGAUAGAAUACAGGAGCUGCACUUCUCCCUGGACACGGAAAAGCAGCGCAAUAGCCGAUUGGUGCAGCUGCUCCGCGGCAUAGACUCCUCGGGCGAGAGUGAGCCCGAUGAGAGGAUGCCAGGUGGAUCCCAUGUACAGUCCAUUGGAGGAAUUUUCGAGUCCAUUAGUCCAUUGCUCAUGCAACAGCGCUACGAUGAGCUUUCUGUCUCGCAUCGUCAGAGUCGCCGGCAGCUGGCCAAAAAGGAAAAGGCCCAUAGGCUCCUCAAGUGCGAGACGGAGGAACUCCAGGCCAAAUACGACCAUCUUUUCGAUGAGUACCGCAACGAGCAGCGCCGCGUCGAGACGCUCUGUUCCCGGUUCCUGCAAAUACACUCAAUGAAAAAGAAGCAGAUCGACAAUCUGAAGCAAUCUUUGGGCUAUGCCAGUGACUGCAUCUACCAUGCCCAGGUGGUUAUCGAGGCCUGCUCCCAUCGGAUAUGUUCGGGUACCGCUAAAGAACCCCUUCAUAACUUUGAAAGGACUCUGGGGAUCUUUAUGGAUUCGUUGCCUAACUGUGACUUGCACAAACUUAACGAACUCCAAGAACAACAAAAAAAAAAAGAACAAGAGUUGACCUCUCGGACCUUAGCUCUGGCAUUGGCCGGUAAUACUCGUAAGAGUGAGGCACUAUCAUCCUCAAAACGACAAUAUCGCAGGUCUUACGAACAUUGAACUUUUGUUAGGUUAAUUGGUGUUAGGUUAAUUUUGAUCG